CAACCAAGUUGACAAAAUGGGUUUUCACAUGGGACGACAGCUGCUACUCUCCGGAUUCCUGCUGGUGAUGCUUCAGAUGGUGACCCAAACGCAGGCCAGGCCGCAGGAUGUGAUCACAGUUGCUGGCGAGGAGACAGAGGUGGUGAUCAAGCGGGAGGGCGAUGACGAUGGAGACGACGAUGACUCCUCCUCCGAGGAAACAGUCGAGGAUUCCGAGGAAAGCAGACGCAGACGACGCGAGGUGAAUACGGACAACACGCCAUCGGCUCGAGCGGUUAUUCCAGGUUUGCCAGAUCCGGCCACCAUAAUCAAGAUCGCUGAGCUUUUUCAAUCCGUAGGCGAGCAAGUAGUCCCCAUUCUCUUGGAGGCCAUUCUUCCCAGCGUGGAUGCAGCGGGCGAUCGCUUCGCAAGAUCUGUGCAAUUUCUGAAAAACUUGACCCCUGGCUCUGAAUUGUUUGCCGUCGAGAAGAACGAAUAGCCGAGCCAAAUUUAAUGUGACUACCAUUGAAGGAACUGGACCGGAAUUGAUUUGACUUUUGUAUCUGCAUAGUGAAUCUUAAACAAGUGAAUAAUAUUUGGAUGUAGUUUGGUUUCUUGAGUUUCU
Drosophila melanogaster (fruit fly) is the source of this 604-nucleotide messenger RNA. RefSeq names its product Os-C (gene Os-C). The transcript is spliced from 2 exons. Lineage: Eukaryota; Metazoa; Arthropoda; Insecta; Diptera; Drosophilidae. Bases 17 to 478 code for a protein of 153 amino acids. The record is from RefSeq and is marked reviewed.